Vigna unguiculata (cowpea) is the source of this 1128-nucleotide messenger RNA. RefSeq names its product wax ester synthase/diacylglycerol acyltransferase 11-like. Gene Ontology annotation, biological process: triglyceride biosynthetic process. NCBI's taxonomy places the organism in Eukaryota, Viridiplantae, Streptophyta, Magnoliopsida, Fabales, Fabaceae. Gene Ontology annotation, molecular function: diacylglycerol O-acyltransferase activity. The record is from RefSeq and is a predicted model, not a curated record. Gene Ontology annotation, cellular component: plasma membrane.
AUGAACUGCUUCGAGGAAGAUGUUCCAAUGCCUCUGAGUCCUAUGGCAGAUUACUUUAGCAGCUCUCUGAUAAACGUGUUUGUCAUGGCUGUUGUUGAAUCUGAGAUUCCAAUUGAUGAAUCAAAAGUUCUACCUCUGCUUAAGAACAAGUUAAUUCCCAUGUGCUCCAGAUUCUCUUCUAUCAUGGUUACUGUGAAGAAUGGGAAAAAAGUUUGGAAACAAGUUGAUGUUAACCUAAAGGAUCACGUCAAGAUUCCUAAGUUUACAUCCAACAACCGAACAUUCAAAUUAUACGACGAGUGUUUUGAUGAAUACAUGGAAAAAAUAGGUAUGGAACAGAUACGAGAAGAUAAACCACUUUGGGAAGUGCAUUUGUUUAAGUAUCCAACGAGCAAAUGUGAAGGAACUUUUAUAUUUAAGCUCCAUCACGCACUUGGAGAUGGCUUCUCUUUCAUGACAACUUUCCUUUCGAUAGUGGAAAGUGCUGAUAAUCCUUCUAUUCCAGUAAAAUUUCCUUCAAGUAAAUCAUCAACAAGCACCAAUGGCAUGCCAAAACAAUUAUCUCAAACUGCUUCUGUGAUGUUCAAGAGUGCAGUUGAUUUUGGCUGGAGUUUGUUGAAAAACAGCUUGAUACCAGAUCAACAAACACCAUUAAGGUCAGGGCAUGAAGAUGUAGGGUUUCGACCUAUGAGAAUAGUUAACGUUUCCCUCUCUUUGGACAGCAUUAAAGAAGUCAAAAAUAAACUCAAAGUGAGCGUAAAUGAUGUGUUGGUUGGCGCAAUUUUCCUUGGCAUUGAACUGUACAUGAAGGCAAAGAACCACAGAUCAAGAAGUGGUGAGAGUACAGCAUUGGUGCUGCUGAAUACCAGGAAAAUUAGGGCUUACAUACCAGCGAAGGAGAUGCAUGCUACUAACUCUACGGCACCUUGGGGGAACAGAUUCCACUUCAUGCAUGUCCCACUGCCCAUGUUAAGUCAUAACAAAAAAUUGAACCCACUUGAGUUCGUUUUAGAUGCCAAGAAAAAUAUCAACAGACAGAGAAAUUCUUUGGCAGUACCAAUGACUGGUGUGCUUUUACGCUUUUUGAACCAAAUCAAAGGACCACAGGUUCGAAAUAAUCAUGUUUGA